GUCGCCUCUUCAGUAUGUCGUUGCGUGUGCUGGUCUCGGGAUGACGGUCUUUCAAAACCCCCUCCCCUAACGCCGAACUGAAGGUGUACCCGCUGUCCUUCAGUUCGCCACGGUUCUAUUCCCCGGCUAGAUCAACAUGGCAGACAUCCAGAACCUUAGCACUGUAUCAAGUGCUUCGGCUGCUGCGGCUUCAUCGGCUGGGUUUUCGCAAUACGCCAACACUUCAACUUCGCUACCGCGCGAGCUGCUCGGACUCCCCCUCCGUGCCCUCUACAGAGUGGAAUCGUUCACAUUCAAUACGCUACCAAGGCAUUUCGCACGUUUGACAGGCUUGGAGGAUACAGCAUCGCAUAUCUGGAGUAGGGCUUUAAGGACCGGGUUAUUUGACGGCGACACUGCAGUGGCAGCGACGCAGACCGCAACGAAUGCUGGCGGUGUGGCAGAGGCUGCAGCACAAGAGACCGGCGUGACAUUUGCCGAUAUCUUCGACGCUAUCCGGAGGUUCGGUGGUUUUUUUUCGUAUAUCACUAGCCGGUGGUCCUUCGCUUGUUUCACGGUUGCCGUUGUAUUGAAUAGAGUCAAUAUCUAUGGAUCUACCAGACGACAUAUCUCGUUCAAUUGGACUGGGCGACUUGCCUUGCGGAUCGUUCCCAUCCUUCUUCUCUCCUUCCAGAUUCUCGCAUUGAUACGGACAAUUCGAUGCCAAACCUCCCCAGAUUACCCACUCAUUCGGUAUGGAAAACCUGGAAAAUGGUCGGUACUUGAUCUAGGCGGAACUGGGGGCUUUAUGUACCGGCUGAGUUCGGCAACUCUACCGUGGGAGACGGACCGGCAGUCCUGCAGCGCAGUGAAAAUGGUGCGGCCGACUACCACUUCGGAAGUCGCCUAUGGUUCUUUCUCGAUUCUAUGGCCUGUCUUCUUGCGGCUCUGUCUAAGCCAUUUUGUAGAGGUGCUCUCCUGCGCCCUUCAAGGGAGGACGGUUGCAGCAGAAGCUGGCAUGUCGCUCUUUGAGCAUUCGUUGGCCUUCUCUGAGGCGGAGUCGAUGAUCAGCCACUCCAUCGGGCUGGGGCUCUUUGGUCUAACAAAGAAAUCGUCUGUCAAGGGCGAUGCAGCCGUACCGUCUGAAAGUGUUUCUUCGCUCCAACACUUGACCAGGUCGGAUGUGCUGGACAGAAUGAACGUCACUCCUGAGCUGCUUCUGAUACUUGUGAUAUCCUGUUGUAAUAGUUUGUCCUCGCAUAUUCUGGAGGUUUUUGGUCAACAGAGCAGGUAUCGUCUAGCUAACACCACUGUCUGGGGUAUCUGCUACAUGACUGUUAUGAUAUGGGGGGUUUUCAGCAGCUCACCUUUUGACAGCGGGUUGGCCGCUCUUAGGUUUCCGACGGUAUGUUUUGUAGGGUUUGUGCCACAUUUACUGAUGCUGCUGGGGAUCUUGCUAUGUUUCAUGAUCUACGCGUUGGCUCUGACAAUUACUGCUUUUUCGCUGCCUCUGGAGAACCCGCAGUCAAUAUCCCUCCGGGAGAGAUUUGUGCUGGCUCAUGAGAAUAUGCAAGGUGGCCAUCAGAUUGCCAAUGUCCGUAUUAGCAGAUAUGAAGACUUCUAUGCAGCUUUGCUUAGGCUUGGCUAUGCUGCUUUGAAUGCUGCCAGCGAAGCCGUAUUCUUGAAUGAGGGACAAUCAGUUGUCUUGCGAAAAAUGACCUGGCUGGAGGAGGAUAGGCUAACAGAGAUCGAAGCAUCGCGGCGAAAUCGCCGGCUAGGUCGAAACAGAGCUGAUCUCGCGCGGGAUAUACCUCUUGGAGCCGGGAGCAGUACCAGUUUUGAUGUCCUAGAACGGCCUUCUCGGUGGGAAAGUGGCUAUAGCCGCGAGAAGAAAAUUGAGAAUGUGCCGCAUGAAUAUCGGUCACUCCGGAGACAGACCGAAUCGGGCGUUGGGGGAUUCCGGGGAGCUUCGAGAUGCUACCAAGGAAUUUCCUUCUUUCGGGGUAUUUCCAUACUCUUGUUAAGGUGGACUGCCCGUGGCAUAGAUAAAGCAUUGGAUUCGGUGGGUAUUAAAGCUCGACCUAGGUGGCUGCGGACAGCUGCUAGAUCCCACAAAAGCGCCUUCGGAAGACAAAAUAUCAGUAAAGCAGAUUCCUUGGAUUUCUGGAUUUUGACUGAGGAUGGUGAGCUGGAAUUACCAGAUGAUAACGAGUUUGACGUGGAGGAGGAAAUGAGGAAACGAGAACGUCUCAACAGGGCUCGUUGGAACCAGACGGAUGAGCGCCGGCUUGACGAGAAACUCUACACUUGGUGGAAGGCCGGUGGCUCUUGGGGGAACCAAGACCAGAGCCCGGAUUACAACCCAUCAGACGACGAUCUCGACGAUACGACGAGUGUGGUCUCCAUGUCGUCUGCGACUGGCGAUUCCGAAUGGGAAGACCAGGAAUCCGACGGUCGUCGUACACCAACACAAGCCGAUCCAUUCCCCGCGAAUUAUUCCCGGGAAAGGACACCUCUUCAUGAGACUCUUCUGGAUCCGGAUUAUCUUGCGCACCUAUUAAAUCCCCGUGAUAGAGAAACCAGGCAAGAAGCACGCAUCCUAGCCGCUCACCUUGCAGCUGGACGGGAUGGGACAGUCAUGACUCGAAGUCAGUACCGGAGACAAGUUGAACAUGAGAAGGCUCGCGUUCUGCUCUCCUCGCGCUAUGCUCACCUUGAUAGAUUGCAGCCGGGCAGUAGGGAAACAAAGCCUACCCCCGAAGAAGAAUCCGAAAUGCUGGAGAAUCUCAUCCUAUCCCGGCGAUCUGAAGCGUCUGCUUCCCACUGGCGUGGGGAUGGACAGACAUGGGCUUCUGGCGCGUCUGGUCUUGGAUCCGAUGGUCCCCUCUGUGUCGUCUGCCAGACGAAUCCACGCUGCAUUAUUACAUGGCCAUGCCGCUGCCUUUGCAUUUGCGAGGAAUGCCGAGUGAGUCUGGCGAUGAAUAACUUUGGAAGCUGCGUGACAUGUCGCCGAGAAGUGGGAGGAUUUCUGCGGCUCUGGGUGCCCUAAAUGGCAAACAGAUAUUACGAUUUCAUGCUUUAGUAUUCUUCCUUAUUGCAUUUUUUCCCAUGUAUCUUGGCUUUGGCUUGUUUUUCCAGGGGACAACGGAACUGUGUAUAGACGCAUGCCAAUUUUCUAUUCUAGUUUGCAAAAUAUUCUGUGGCAUCGACUAUUAACAUUUAUUAUCAUUAUGUCCUCCGCUGUACUUUAUACUGAUAAUAUUCCUGUGCCGUUAUCCUCUAAUGACUGGGGGGUUGGUGUUGGUGUACCUCUUUCACCGUUGUACAUACAUAUUAGGCUCCGAGUCGAAUCUACUGUUUGUUCUUCAUGAUAUCAAUCAAAAAACAAGCUUCA
Messenger RNA from Monascus purpureus, 3373 nucleotides. The record is from the annotation of a GenBank genome assembly. Lineage: Eukaryota; Fungi; Ascomycota; Eurotiomycetes; Eurotiales; Aspergillaceae.